Messenger RNA from Dracunculus medinensis (Guinea worm), 1527 nucleotides. Lineage: Eukaryota; Metazoa; Nematoda; Chromadorea; Rhabditida; Dracunculidae. The record is from the annotation of a GenBank genome assembly.
AGGCAUUUUUUUAAGAAGUGGUCUAUAAGCUUCAUCAUACGGUCAGUAUCAUUGUCCAUGACUUCAUUGAAUGAUCGUCGCUAUUAUCAAAACUCAAAUACCAGUCAGUGUAACUGUUGUCCAUAUGGAUUUCACAUCGAACUUGAUUUUGUGAAAUUUGCGGAAAAUAUCUCGAAGGGAAAUUUCGAUAAACAGGUAAAUAUUUAUAAGUUAAAUGUUAUUUUCAGAUAUGGAAAAUGGAAUGAUUCAAUGAGAAUUGAAAUGGUAUCGAUAGGAACAUCAACUCCACCAUUGUUACCAUUAAAACGAUGUGUUGAAUGCUUAAAAAUGAAGCAGCAAAUAGAUUCACUUAAAACUAAAUCAGAAGCAGUUUCUGAAGGAGUUGAGUCUGUCGAAGAGUUGUCGAAACGACAACGAACAGCAGACGAUUAUACUGAUAAUGCAAAAGUGCUUGGGUCUGCUCGAGCUGAAGCUAUUAAGAAACUCCUCACUGAUAAGUGUGACCAAUCAGGUGAUCGAUCAGAAAAACAAACGUUUAAGCGAAGCACAAAAUUAUCAAAAUCGUAUCGAGUUCCAAAAAAUAAAGGUGAUGAUCUACAAUACAUUGUAGGGUCCAUUUUCCGCAAGUUUUUUACUGCUUCAUGCCCUUCGACACCUCAAACAAACAAGGGUGCACUAAAAGAAAAAGUUGUUCUAAAAAAAGAAACAGUAAUAAAAAUGCCUCCAUCAAAAGUCCCCGAACCAGUACCAGCAAGGAUUCCUCGACCGAAAUUCUCCAGAUAUAGUCCAGCUGAAGCUACUCCUCAAUCACCUGAUGAGGUAUCAUUAAAAAUUGAUUUCAUUUUCGAAUUAGAAUGGGCAGUAAAAUAUGUUCAGCACCAAUGGUUGAAGACAACUGCUCGAAAAACAUCAUCACCAAUACAAGUGAAAGGUUUUAUCGAUGCCGUUAAGGAAAUUUCCAUAUCUAUUCUCAAUUAUAUCGUUAAUAUCACCGAUCAAAAUGAAAAUACUGCACUUCAUUAUGCUGUCUCACACGGCAAUUUAGAUGUAGUAAGCGUACUUUUGGAUACAAAACUAUGCGACUUGAAUUUUAUGAACAAAGCUGGUUACACUCCUGUGAUGUUAGCAGCAUUAUAUGAUGCCUCCGAUGAGAUAAAACUUACGGUCAUACAAAGAAUCUUCGAAAUGGGUGAUGUUAAUAUCAAAGCAAAUAAGCAUGCGCAAACAGCACUAAUGCUCGCUGCAUCUCAUGGAAAUGUCAAUACCACAAGGAUUCUAUUGCAGUGCAAUGCUGAUGUUAAUAUCCAGGACGAAGAAGGUUCAACAGCUUUAAUGUGCGCCGCUGAACAUGGACAUAAAGAAAUUGUGAAAUUGUUGCUUAAACAUCCGACAAUUGAUGCUUCAUUGUCUGACUGCGACAGCUCAACAGCGUUAUCAAUAGCAGUCGAAAAUGGUCAUCGAGAUAUUGGUGUUUUAAUUUAUGCUCAUUUAAAUUAUACCUACAAUGAUCGAUUUAAUAAAUCAUAA